AUGACAGACCAGCCGCUGAAGAAGAUUCUCCACAGACUGAAAACCUCAAGUCGGAUGCUUGCUUGGUCCAUUGAGAUCAGCCUGUACUGUUUGGAAUACCGGUCUUGCACUGCCAUAAAGUCUCAAGCCCUCGCUGACUUCAUAGCAGAGUGUUCUUUCAGUGAGAAACAAGCAGGACCUGGUGAGACACCCCUGGAAGCACCAGAAGAGGAAAGAGAAAGACAAUCCCCUCGAGAAUUUAACUGGAAGUUGUAUGUGGACGGGGCAUCCAGCGUUGGGGGUAGCGGUGCAGGAAUAAUGCUAAAAGGACCUGAGGGUUUCAAAGUCUGUUAUGCUCUGCGCUUGGAAUUCAAAGCCUCUAACAAUGUAGCGGAAUAUGAAGCCCUGAUAAAUGGGAUGCUAAUCGCAGCGGAGGUAGGGGUAACUGAUCUUGAAAUAAAUAGCGGCUCCCAGCUAGUAAUCAAUCAGAUAACAGGGGCAUAUCAGGCAAGAGACCAAACAAUGCAGAGCUACUUGGCGAAGGUAAAAGCCAUAGAGACCGAGCUCGUCGAACAGGGGAUUAUGGUACGGUGCCAGAGGAUACCCCGGGAGGACAAUGAGGAGGCAGACCUGCUUAGCCGAUUGUCUAAAGAGGAGCUGGAACAACUCCCUGACGAGGUUGAGCAGGGCCAAAGCUGGAUGACUCCAUACUUGGAAUACCUUGAGAAGGGAAAGCUCCCUGAGGACAAAGAUGAAGCAAAAAAAAUAGCUGCUCGAGCUGCCAAUUACCAAGCAGUAAGGGGAAUCCUAUACAGAAGAGGAAAAUCCACUCCAUGGCUCCGAUGUGUAGGCCCAGACGAAGCAGUCAAGGUGCUGAAAGAAAUACACCGGGGAAUGUGUGGAGCUCAUGAAGGAGCAGGAACGUUGGCGAACAAAAUUUUUAGACAAGGCUAUUACUGGCCCACUGUCAAGAAAGAAGCUGAGGAGUUCGUCCGAAGGUGUGACAUAUGCCAAUGGUUCGCUAACGCCAUCAACGUACCAGCCACCCCUCAGUCCAGCAUAUCUAGCCCAUGGCCGUUCUCACAGUGGGGCAUAGAUAUCUUGGGACCUUUUCCUAAAACCACGGGGCAGAAGAAGUUUGUAGUGGUGGCCGUAGAGUACUUCUCAAAAUGGCCAGAGGCAGAGGCAAUCCCCACAAUUACAGCCAGAAAGAUGAUAGACUUUGUUUGGGGCAACAUCAUCUGCAGGUUUGGGAUACCAAGGAUACUCAUUUCAGACAACGGCAGGCAGUUCAACUGCAGAACCUUUAAGGAGUUCACAAUGAACAUGGGUAUAUGGCACAAGUUCUCUUCAGUUGCUCACCCCCAAACCAACGGCCAAACAGAGGUCACUAAUCGGGCAAUUCUCCAAGGACUGAAGAAACGGUUGGAUGGGGCAAAGGCAAAUUGGGCAAAUGAACUCAACAGCAUCCUGUGGGCACUCCGAACUACCCCCAAGACGUCCACCAAAGAGACGCCCUUUGCACUCGCAUUUGGCACUGAGGCCGUAGUUCCAAUCGAACUACAAGUCCCUACACUUCGAGUCCAGUUCAAUGAUGAGAACGCCAACAGCGAUAAACUGAGAAGUAACCUGGAUGCCUUAGAAGAAAUCAGGGAGGAAGCUCAAGUCCGUACAGCCGCUUAUUAA
Molecule: messenger RNA, 1665 nt
Organism: Manihot esculenta (cassava)
Lineage: Eukaryota; Viridiplantae; Streptophyta; Magnoliopsida; Malpighiales; Euphorbiaceae
Exons: 2
Coding region: 1-1665 (554 amino acids)
Biological process (GO): DNA integration
Molecular function (GO): RNA-DNA hybrid ribonuclease activity; nucleic acid binding
Source: RefSeq, a predicted model, not a curated record